UCAAGCAACACCAUAGCUAGCGGCCAUGGCACAAGGAGUGAUGCUGUGGUAUGACCUCCAUGCUCUGGCUGCAGCCGUGGGGCCACUGCUACUAGUUUCUUCUGUGCUGGUGGCUACGUCGUCGACGGCGGCGAACUGCGGCAGGAAGUGUGGCGACGUUCGCAUCCCCUACCCGUUCGGCAUCGGCGUCGACUGCGCCUGGCCGGGCUUCCACGUCUCUUGCAACCAUAGCUUUACCCCUCCCAGACCCUACUUGUACAACAUAGAGAUCAAGGACAUCUCGGUGGAGGCAGGGGAGAUGCGCGUGUACACUGACGUCGUGUCCAACUGCUAUACUUCGUACAAUACCACCGAAUACGUAACGACCUCCUCGCAGGUCGACCUCGGUACGCCGUUCCUGUUUGCGCGGAGCAGGAACGAGUUCACGGCCAUCGGCUGUGGCGCGAUUGCGUUUCUACGGGGCAGGGACGAUGCGAGCUACUCGACCGGCUGCAUCACGACGUGCGCGAGCUUGGAGGAGGCCGCCCACGACGGUGACGACUGCACGGGGCUGGGUUGCUGCCAGGUGCCCUCCAUCCCACCCAACCUUAGCGUCUUAAACUUUUCCUUCGGCUCCGGAAGCAUGAUCGGCAACCCUGCUUGGAGAGAGAGCCCGUGUAGCUACGCAUUCGUGUCCGAGAAAGGCUGGUACAAUUUCAGCCGGCAAGAUUUCGGUCGUGCUGGCAGCAAGGGCUUAUUUGUCGAGAGUGAUGGAGCCAAAAGUGUCCCAACUGUACUUGACUGGGCCAUCAGGGGAAAUGGGUCGUGCCCGUCAACUGCAGGAGAGGUUGCUCCUGCUUGUAUCAGCGCACAUAGUGAGUGCGCCAACGUCACCAACGGAGAGGGGUACCUCUGCAAUUGUUCCACGGGAUACGCCGGCAAUCCCUAUGUCAUCGGCGGAUGCAUAAAUAUUAACGAAUGCAAGCAAAAUCCAUGCCGUGAUGGGACAUGUUAUGACCUCGAAGGUGGUUACAAGUGUAAAUGCGGUUUCAAUCGAGUAAAAGAUAAAAACGAUGACAAUAUUUGUAAACAAAUACUCUCCAAAUCGGAUAUAGUGGUGAUCGCAAUAAUAUGUGCCGUCGCAAUUUUGUCCAUCGUACUCAUUUUCUUGCGCAUGGAACAUGAGAAGAAGAAGCUUGAAGAUACUUUCAAAAAAAAUGGUGGUGAACUUCUGAAAAACAUUGGUAUAAAGACAUUCACGAAGAAGGAAAUAAGCAAAAUCACAGAUCGCUAUGGCACUUUCCUUGGAAACGGUGCCUUCGGUAAGGUCUAUAGGGGAACUAUUGACAACAACCAACAUGUUGCAGUGAAGCGCCCCAAUACGUUUGAUGAGGUACGUAGAGAAGAUUUUGCAAAUGAGGUCGUCAUUCAAUCUUAUAUCAGUCACAAGAACAUAGUUAGACUUGUGGGCUGUUGUUUGGAGACAAAGAUUCCGAUGCUGGUCUUCGAGUACGUCCCAAAAGGAAGCCUUCAAGAUGUGCUUCAUGGUAACAAGAAGAUCAAUAUUGAAAAGCAACCUCUCUCACUACAAGCACGUUUAGCAAUUGCUAUUGAAUCUGCAGAUGCUCUAGCCUACAUGCACUCAUCGGCUAAUCAAAAUAUUGUCCUUCAUGGAGAUGUGAAGUCUGGCAACAUUCUCCUAGAUAACAACUUCAUGCCAAAGGUCUCGGACUUUGGAAUAUCUAGACUCAUAUCUAUACAGAAACACCACACUUCAUUUGUCAUAGGGGAUAUGAACUAUAUGGAUCCUGUUUAUAUGAAGACUGGAAUGCUUACUGAGAAGAGUGAUGUGUAUAGCUUUGGAGUUGUACUCUUGGAACUAAUUACCAGGAAAAAACCAAGAUAUGAUGAAAAUAACAGCCUCCCAAUAAACUUUGUGAAGUAUUACAUGACUGAUAGCAGGGCAAGGGAGAUGUUCGAUGAUGAGAUCAAGUCUCCUGAAGUCAACAUUGACUGUCUUGACAUGAUUGGUAAGAUUGCAGUUCAAUCCCUCAAGGAUGAUGUGGAAGAGAGGCCCACCAUGAAGCAAGUUUUGGAGCACCUUAAUUUGGUGAGAAACAAAUUAAUGGAUACAGAGAUAAGCAUAUAAGAGUUGUUAUCACGUUUAUGAUCAGAAUUUCCUCCUACGACGCCUCAGUUUGCCUUGUUCAAUCUGUGAAGCUACAGCAUGAUCUAUGUUGCCUUCCUGUGAAUGUGAUUGUGUGUAAUGUUAAUUUGUUAUAUAUUCUGGUAUACUCUGUAUUGUACAAUAGAAUAAAGUUGCAAUGUAAGAUUUAUGGUAUCUUAGGUUAGAGUGUUGUGGUUGUGCUUUUCGCCCAGUUUCUCUUAAUUAACUGUGUAUUGUAAGGUUUGGUCUCUUUUUUCCUUAAAAUCAGACAUUUUCUUCUUUAUAUAAAGCGUUGGCAACGGCCU
Messenger RNA from Oryza sativa Japonica Group (Japanese rice), 2451 nucleotides. The record is from RefSeq and is a predicted model, not a curated record. Lineage: Eukaryota; Viridiplantae; Streptophyta; Magnoliopsida; Poales; Poaceae.